AUCGAAAAAGACGUUGGAAAACUCAUCGCUUGUGUUCUUGCCACUAUAACAAGCUAAAACAGAAAAAAAGCGGCCUACAGUUACCAUGGAUACCGCAAACGGUAAAAAGAAAGUCAAUGCUAUUCAAGUGAAAACAGAAAAGAGUUCCACAGGAAUCCCAAUUAUCAAGUCCAAGACAAAAAAAGAAAAUCAAGAUGGACGACCGACAUACAAAAAGAAUACGCAACAUUUCUUCUCAUUUACUAAGAAUUGCACCAGAAAAUCAUGACACUGGACUACAAGAGGUCUUAAAUAAGGGGGUGGUAGAGCUCUCUGAAGCACCACCCAACAUGCACAAGGAGUAUCAGGCACUUCUUACCCCACAGGCAAUCCAGUUUGUGGCAGAGAUGGUAAAAAAAUUUGAUCCCCAAGUUUCAGAGAUUCUUAGUAAGCGUCAGCUCAACAAGCUUCACUUCCAGCAGACCAACUUCUUGCCAGAUUUUGUAAAGACGAGUAGUGCCCAUCAGUUCUGGAGGAUAAGAGAAAUUCCUAAACGUCUACAAGACAGGCGUAUUGAUCUUGGUGAUAUCACUCCUGCGAAUACAGGACUUUUUAAGCGAGCACUUAAUUCGUCUGCUUGUGGAAUACAGACAGAUUUUGACGAUGGGCAUUGUCCUACAUGGGCCAAUCAGCUAAAAGGACUUUUUAAUGUCUACCAGUUUGUAAAUGGGAGCAUGACAGAUGUGCCGCCAAUGUCGCAUGCUCCUCUUGUCAUACUAAGACCUCGAGCAUGGAACAUGUUGGAACAUAACAUGAUGGUUGAAGGCAAGGUUAUUCCAGGUGCUUUUUUUGAUUUUGGUUUGCAUAUCUUCCAUAAUGGAAAGAAAAUGUUUGAGCAUGGAGAUGGACCAUUCUUUUAUCUUCCCAAGCUUGAAAGCCACCUUGAAGUAAGAUUAUGGAACAACAUAUUUUCCUGGGCUGAAAGCCAUCUUGGCCUGCCACUGGGGAGCAUCAAAGCCUGUGUCCUGAUUGAGAGCAUUCUCACUUCUUUUGAGCUGGAGCAGGUUCUCUUUGAGCUCAGGGAUCAUUGUGCUGGUCUUAAUUGUGGAAUGUGGGACUAUUCAGCCUCCUUUGUCAGCACCUUUGGUCAUCGUAAAGAUUUUAUUCUUGCUGAUCGUAAGAAGUAUGUCUCGAUGGAUAAACAGUACCUCAAGAGUUAUUUGGAACUUGUCAUCAAGACUUGUCAUGCUCAUGGCUGUCAUGCCACUGGAGGUAUGGUACCUUCUGUACUACCCAAAGAUAACAAUGCAAAAUCCCAUCAGAUUGUGCAAAAUGUUUGCAUAGCCAAAUUAAAAGAAAUCCAAGCAGGAGCUGAUGGAUUUUUGGUGUUUGAUCCUGACCUGAUUAAACCAUUACUCCAGGUCUGGAGACAGAAUGUUCCAACAGAGAACCAGCUUCAUGUGCUUAGGCAAGAUGUACAAGUUAAUGCCGUUGACCUCUUGACACUCCCACAGGGUGGCUUCACACUAGAUGGCUUAAGAAAUAAUAUCACAGUGGGUGUCUUGUUUAUUCAAGCCUGGCUUAGAGGUGUUGGCAGUUUUAUUUUGAAUGGUGCAGUUGAAGACUCUGCUACGGCUGAAAUUUCAAGGUCACAGAUUUGGCAAGCUGUUCGUCAUCAAUGUAUCUUAGAGAAUGAUGGCCGUAAAAUCACAAGGGCAUUAGUGAAGAACGAAAUAGCAAUGGUUACAGGCCAACUGAUAAAGACUCAAGCCAAGUCACCAUCUGAUGAACAACAACUGACUAUCUCUGCCCAGAUAUUAGAGGAGCUGAUACUUGCCAGAGAUUUCCCGCAGUUUAUUACCACAUAUCUGUAUGAACAUCACGUGUUUAUUCAUAGUAAGUGGUGUUGACAUAAACCAACAAUUAUAUGAUUCUAAAAUGAAUUCA
Actinia tenebrosa (Australian red waratah sea anemone) is the source of this 1926-nucleotide messenger RNA. Its product is annotated as ureidoglycolate lyase. The record is from RefSeq and is a predicted model, not a curated record. Gene Ontology annotation, molecular function: malate synthase activity. Lineage: Eukaryota; Metazoa; Cnidaria; Anthozoa; Actiniaria; Actiniidae. Gene Ontology annotation, biological process: glyoxylate cycle. Gene Ontology annotation, cellular component: cytoplasm.